Molecule: messenger RNA, 3055 nt
Organism: Bactrocera neohumeralis
Lineage: Eukaryota; Metazoa; Arthropoda; Insecta; Diptera; Tephritidae
Exons: 2
Coding region: 808-2961 (717 amino acids)
Molecular function (GO): nucleic acid binding; RNA-DNA hybrid ribonuclease activity
Source: RefSeq, a predicted model, not a curated record
GAAGACGUAAUCCUUUCCUCAAACUUAAUCUCCUUAAACAAUGGCUCAGCCACCCAUUUCUCAACUUUCUCCACUUUUUCUCAUGUUGACGUUACUUUGUGUACAGAUACGCUCGCCGCCAAAUGUGAAUGGAACAUACUAGACUACUUACAUGGAAGUGACCACUUCCCCAUAAUACUAAAAGUGCACUUGGGACCAAUAAACAAAUUCUAUAAACCAAAAAAUAUUUUCAAAACCGAUCACGCUGACUGGGUAAAAUUCCAAACUCUCUGCAGAGCUAAAUGUGAUAAAAGCCCAACAGCAGCAAAUCCCAACCAGGAAACCGCUCGAAUAACGAAAAUUAUUCGCGCAGCAGCAAACGAUUCCAUUCCACAAACUAAUCAUUCAAAAAUUUCUAAAAACAUCCCUUGGUGGAAUAAACAAUUAGCUUCUUUAAGAACAAAAAAACAAACUGCGUGGUAUGACUACAAACGAUGCCGCACACUAGAAAAACUCAUUUGCUUCAAGAAAGCCAACGCCUACUUUCGUCGAUCCGUCAAACAAGCCAAGCGCAAAUGUCUCGAAGAUUUUACGCUCAAAAUCAAUCCUUCUUCCAAUCCGAGACAAAUCUGGGCUGACCUCAAAAAGUUAGCUGGUUCGCCCACCACGUCAGCAAUCAGGUGCUUAAAUUUGCCUUCAGGUCACUUAAACAACCCAAUAGAUAUCGCAGAAGAAUUAGUCAACCAUUUUUCCAACAACAGUUCUGACAACAAUUUCAGCACUCAGUUUCAAGCCCUCAAAUCAUCCACACUUUCAGAAAACGCCUCUAUGUCUCCAUCUAUGUCACCCUCAGCAAAACAAAUCGAUUCCAGUGUUCAAUUAGAUGAGUUUGAGUAUGCUCUAUCCGGAGUAAGCGGCAAAACCCCCGGUUUAGAUAAAAUAUCUUACCCUAUGAUCAAAAACUUGCCAAUUGAGCUCAAGCAACGAAUCGUCAAACUUUACAAUAAAAUACUGGACACCGGUAUUUAUCCCCAAUUUUGGAAGACAUCGGGCGUAAUCCCUAUUCUUAAACCCAAUAAAGAAUCAACAGAUAUCGACAGCUAUAGACCAAUCUCUCUCCUACCAUGCUUAGGCAAACUUUUCGAAAAAAUUAUUGCGAACCGGCUGUCGUGGUACGCCCAGCGGAAUAAAUUGAUGACACCUAAUCAAGUCGGUUAUAAAAGAAGCCAAGGCACGUUAGAUGUAUUACUCCACCUCGACCACUCCAUAUGCAACGCUCUGUCCAGUAGGAAUCAUUUAUCUAUAUUAUCCUUAGAUUUCAACAAAGCCUUUGAUAAAAUCGGUGCCCACAUUGUGCUGCGGCAAUUAAAAAACUGGAAGAUCGGUCCAAAAAUUUUGAAUUUCGUUAAAAGCUUCCUCACUAACCGUAAAUUGAAAGUAAAUGUUAAUGGAUUCUUCUCCUCCACACUUCCACUCUCAAACGGCACGCCGCAAGGUUCGCCACUUUCAACAUUCCUCUUCAUCACUGCCUUUGAUGAAAUAAUUUUUGACUCUAAGUAUAAUUUUAAUUCGCAUUGUAAAUACAUUAGAAACUCUUUGCAAUCAAGAUUAAACAUUGUAAAAUAUCUUUCGUCAAAAUACUCGUUAAUACAUCCAAAUACGCUCAUCAGUGUUGUCAGAUCGCUUCUUCUUUCAAAGAUCGACUAUGCGCUUCCGCUUUACGGACGAAGUUCGAAGAACAACAUCAAGCUUAUAUGUGCCCCGUACCACUGCGCGAUACGCCGUAGCCUCAGAGCUUUUCCAACAUCACCCAUUGAAAUCAUGCUUGCGGAGUCAGGUCUACCAAGUGUACAAAAUAGGAUUGUAGACGAAACCCACCGACUACUAUCAAAAGCGGUUGAAAGCACAAACUCAUCGCUGACCAAGGCCUUUGCUACUUCGCUGAGGCGUACCAGGCUACCAAGAUUUCUUUCAGCAAUAACAAAAUGCGUUAUCUUUGCAAAAAAAAAUGCUCUUCCGCUGUCGGUGGGGAAUAAAGUAAAGCCCCUUCAUCCUCAUUGGCUAAUCCCGUGCGAAUCACUCCCCAACAAACUAUCCAAGCUGCCCAAACAGAACACACCAAACGAUGUUUACAAAAAAACGUUUUUAGAAAUGGAGCAUGAAUACGAAAAAAAUGGCUGGAAGUCGAUCUUCACAGACGGAUCUAAGUCAUCCGAAUACACUUCCUUUUCCGUGGUCACGAACACAGGUAAUACAAUUUGCAACUGGCUUCUUCCUCAUAUGUGUUCGGUUUUCUCAGCAGAGGCAUCUGCCAUAUUGAAGGCGGUCGAGCAUGCAAAAAAACACAAUGGUAAAUAUCUCAUUUGCACCGACAGCAAGUCUUGCAUCUCAGCCAUUAAGUCGUUAUCAAAUUACAAUCCGAUAAUAAGCAAAAUCAGAGACGCCGUGAUCAGCGCCCCGAGAAAAAUCAAAAUAAUGUGGAUUCCGGGCCACGUGGGAAUAACUGGCAAUCACCUCGCUGACGCCGCUGCCAAAAGUGUCAAAAACAUACCGGCUCUUACUUACAACUAUCUUUCGAAACAAGACAUACGCAACUUCAUCAAACACAAAAGGCUCGAAGAAAACUUAAAUGCUUGGAAACUAUACACCCAUAGUUACGCCAUCAUCAACCCAGAUAGAAUACCAACCGUGUAUGGGCCCACCACGAAAAUAAGCGCCAUCAAAGCAUACACUCGCCUCAGGAUCGGACACACCAUCCUAACUCACUCGCAUAUACUUAUGGGAAAAUCCCGUUCCAAUUGCCCUUUUUGUGACAACUCCGUAUCAAUUCAACACAUACUAGCAGACUGCCCAGUAAUCCACUCAACAACACACUACUCUGACAACAUUGACUUAGCACAAGCAUUAAAAAAUCCCUCAGAUAAAAACGUAAUGAAUACAUAUAAAUUUUUAAAAGAUAGAAAUUUACUAAAAUACAUCUAACACACUAAUAACUAACUAACACAAUAAUAGUACCUAAGCUAUUAAUAAGGCGGCUGAAGGCCUAGUAGCCAGUGCUGCGAUUUCAUGUAUUUAU